GUGCCCUUCCAGGCCUGCCCCAGCUGGGCAGGAAGCAGAGGACACAGCUUGGCUGGGGGGCAGUGGGCAGGAGGCCCUGGGGUGGUCCAACCAGCCCUGGAUGCUGCCUCCCGGCUCUGUGUAGGGUACUUCCCGGCCCGCACCCCUCUCUUAGGCCAAUCACAGAAAGAACAGGGCAGAAGCCAAGAGAGAAAAAGGAAGGGGCUGGGCAUAUCUGGUCAGAGGAGGGGAGGGACCCUACCAGCCUGGGGCCUGUAAGUAAUACAGAUAACAACAUCUCUACACUGGGGCCAGCAGCCCCGAUCCCUGAAGGGCUGGGUAGACUCAACACCCCAAGAGACGAACACAUGAGCUCCGGCUCCUGUAGAAAGACAACGGGGACGGGGAGAGGCUGGGACACGCUGGGACACGCCGGGCCCAGCUUCACCAAGCCCAGUCCUGCCAAUGACAAUGGAAUAGCAUCGAAUGGUCUGGAGCCAGCCCAGCCGGAUACGAAAGGCAAGAGGAUUCACCACAGCCUCGCGGAGAACGCUGGGAUCUCCGAGCGGCCCUGUCCCCAUGGACUCUGCCCCACUGAGGCCAGCCAGGUAGGUGUCAAGGCCCAGAGAGAAGCGAAGUACCUCGUCCGAGCCUCCACUCACACCGGAGUCUCAAGGCCGUUGCAGACUGCCUCCUGGCCCUCGGUUACGGACCCCGGGUUGGUCGGCGGGUCAGGCUGCCUGGCAGCGGUGUCCUGGAGGGGACUCCUCUGCUCUGUGGGCAGCUGGACCAGGCGGCCAGAUCAGGUGGGAGUCUGUGUGCCAGUUUCCAGGGCAGUCUUCUCCAGGAGGGGGCCAGGAACUCACACCAGGAAUAUUGUCUUCAAGGUUACUGUCUUCAAGAGGCUGCCACAGAGCUGGCGAGCGGGGGAUGGCCAAAAGAGAGGAAGAGGAGAUUUGACAUGGACGGAAGAGGAAAAGCAAAGUGAUCAUUGGAAGCAGAAAUUGGAGUGAAACUAAGGAAUGCCAGCAGUUUCCCAGAGCUGGAAGAUGCAAGGAACAGAAGUCUCCCCUAUACCCUUGAGAGGGGACACGGACCUACCAACAUCUUCGUUUGGGCACAGUGAUAGUCAUUUUGGACUUUGGGCAUCCAGAAUGGUGUGAAAUAAAUUUCUGUUGCGAAAAGCCA
This is a messenger RNA of Prionailurus viverrinus (fishing cat), 1167 nucleotides long. RefSeq lists its product as uncharacterized. Bases 348 to 992 code for a protein of 214 amino acids. The record is from RefSeq and is a predicted model, not a curated record. The transcript is spliced from 4 exons. Lineage: Eukaryota; Metazoa; Chordata; Mammalia; Carnivora; Felidae.